CUCAAAGCUUCACCUGAAAUCUUUAUCACGCUGAUGACACGCGACAACUCCUUGGUCCAUUGGCAGACUUGACGAUCCAAAAAUGGUACGCAUCAAGGAGCGCUACCUCCUGGUCAACAUAUUGUACCCCAGCGAUUCGGCCCAACCACCGAAACCAGGUCUUCCAAGCCAUAUCCAGCUGCACCAGCCUACAACAGACACCAUGACCCCAGGUUCACUGCUCAGAGGCAUCAAGAAGGAAGUUGAGAUUCUAUACGGGGACUAUGGCGCGGGCAUGCUCAACGGGCUACAGAUCAAGUAUCUUUCCCUGGCCACGUCAACCUUUAUCAUCAAAUGCUCUCGCGCCAUGUGCUCAAUGCUGUGGUCAGCCUUGACUUUCAUGAGCCGUAUCCCUAACAAGGACGGCACAGGGAAGCAGUGCAUAUUCCGCGUGGUGCGCGUCAGUGGCACAAUUCGCAAAGUUGAGGAAGAAGCCAUUCGCCAAAGCAGGGCUCUCAUAGUCGCAGCCAAGCAGGAAGCCAGUGAAGCACAAAGCUCGAUAUCCGGAAUCACCCGGCAGACCGCUGACAUGCAAGCACCGGCACAAAGUCACUUUGCAACGGUUGAUGACUCUGACGAGUCAAUGGACGACGCGGAUGGUUGAGAAACGGG
This is a messenger RNA of Emericellopsis atlantica, 651 nucleotides long. RefSeq names its product Rpp14/Pop5 family-domain-containing protein. The transcript has 2 exons. Gene Ontology annotation, cellular component: ribonuclease P complex. Gene Ontology annotation, biological process: tRNA 5'-leader removal. The record is from RefSeq and is a predicted model, not a curated record. The coding region runs from base 83 to 643 and encodes 186 amino acids. Gene Ontology annotation, molecular function: ribonuclease P RNA binding. NCBI's taxonomy places the organism in Eukaryota, Fungi, Ascomycota, Sordariomycetes, Hypocreales, Bionectriaceae.